Molecule: messenger RNA, 1631 nt
Organism: Bombus pyrosoma
Lineage: Eukaryota; Metazoa; Arthropoda; Insecta; Hymenoptera; Apidae
Product: UDP-glucose 4-epimerase-like
Exons: 7
Coding region: 424-1548 (374 amino acids)
Biological process (GO): beta-D-galactose catabolic process via UDP-galactose, Leloir pathway
Cellular component (GO): cytosol
Molecular function (GO): UDP-glucose 4-epimerase activity
Source: RefSeq, a predicted model, not a curated record
GUAUGUAAAAAAUAAUAAUACAGAAUCGAAUUUUCUUUAUCCGUAUUUCUAUUGUGUAAAUUAAUGUAAUGUUCUUAAUGUGUUGGAAGCGUCUGAUUCUAUACAGUACCGUUAAAUUCAACAGUUGAAUUCUGAAUAUUUACUAUCUUUACCCAGUGAUUAACAAAACUAAUACCUUUUUAUUCUGUUUAGAAUAAUUUUUUUUGCUUUUUUUUCAUAUUUUAUAAAGUAUCUUUUAGAUAUGGUAAAUGAAAUAUUUAUUCCGAGUCAAAUAUGUUCAAUUUAAUAAAAGCAGAUGGAACAUAUUAAUUAUUUUUAAUUUUAUGUUAAUUGAAUUAAUAUUUACAAUUUGAUGCUAAUUAUAUAUAUAUAUCAUAAUUGUAGUAAUUUAUCGUAUAUUUUAAUGACCUUGAACUCAGUUCGAUGCAGUUGAAUGCCCGAAACGCUGUCAGCAUGGCCAAAGAUUGGAGAACUAUUUUCGUAACCGGAGGAGCUGGUUACAUCGGAAGUCACUGUAUUGUCGAACUUCUGGAGAGUGGAUAUGAUGUGGUUGCAAUAGAUAAUUUUGCUAAUAGUGUUACUGAAAGUAGCGGUGAAUCCGCAGCUCUUAAAAGAGUGGAACAAAUUACAGGGAAGAAAGUUACAUUUUACAAUUGCGAUCUCAUCGAUCGUGACAAACUUGAAACAGUUUUUAAAAAGCACAAAAUAGAUUGUGUAAUUCAUUUUGCGGCAAUAAAAGCGGUUGGUGAAUCAAUGCAAAUUCCACUUCAUUAUUAUCGGAAUAAUAUUAUCGGUGCCAUCAAUUUGUUAGAGGUAAUGAAAGCUGCUGGGUGUUUCCAAUUAGUAUUUAGCAGUUCUUGUACCGUGUACGGAGAACCAAACGUCCUUCCAAUUACGGAAGAACACCCGACGGGAAAUAUUACAAAUGUAUAUGGUAGAACAAAGUACUUUAUUGAAGAAAUGCUUAAAGAUAUAUCGAGAGCUGAAAAGAAUUGGAAUAUCAUUUCUCUAAGAUACUUUAACCCAGUAGGUGCUCAUCAAAGUGGUUUGAUUGGAGAAGAUCCUACAAAGUCAUUUACAAAUUUAAUGCCUUAUAUAGCACAAGUAGCUUUAAGACAUAAACCUGAACUCAUCAUUUUUGGUGGUGAUUAUCCUACAAAAGAUGGUACAGGUAUACGUGAUUAUAUUCACGUUAUGGAUUUAGCUGCUGGUCAUGUAGCAGCUUUAAAUGCUUUACACAAACGACAUUUGAGGCUAAAAAUUUAUAAUUUAGGUACUGGUAAAGGUGUAUCUGUACUUGAAUUGAUUAAAAUUUUUGAGAAUGUCACAGGAACAUCAGUGCCAUACGUUAUAAAAGACAGAAGAGAGGGUGAUAUUGUUUCUAUGUAUGCCAAUACAGAUUUAGCAGAAAAGGAAUUAGAAUGGAGGACUAAAUUUAAUGUCGAACGGAUGUGUGAGGAUUUCUGGAGGUGGCAAACAAUGAAUCCACAUGGUUAUCGUAAUUCAGUAAAAAAUGGUAUUAGCGAGCAUGUAAAUGGCACUUUAUAAUACUGUUACUUCAUUAUUAUUAAAGCAUGAUUAAUUUAUAAUAAUAAAAUAAGUGCAAUAAAGAAAACAAUAGUAUUCAAAUA